Molecule: messenger RNA, 2000 nt
Organism: Chelmon rostratus (copperband butterflyfish)
Lineage: Eukaryota; Metazoa; Chordata; Actinopteri; Chaetodontiformes; Chaetodontidae
Gene: sigirr
Product: single immunoglobulin and toll-interleukin 1 receptor (TIR) domain
Exons: 10
Coding region: 162-1736 (524 amino acids)
Biological process (GO): signal transduction
Source: RefSeq, a predicted model, not a curated record
GAAGGCUGACGUCUGCACAGUCACCUCUGCGACUCCGUUCAGCGUCACUAAAGUGUAAUAAUGCGAGACAUUGUGCUAUAGGUGGUGAUGUAGGGUCACAAAACAAUAUACAGUCGGUUCAUUUCUCACCUGGGGAAGCAGGAAGAGGAAGACUGCGGCUCAUGGCUGUGAUUUUAGUCGCUUUCAUAUUGGCGUGCACUGUUGAAUGGGACAAGACUUUCCUCGCCGCCGCUCAGCCCUGCGUGAAUGAGAGCAGGUUUAAGGAGCAGGUGCUCUAUGUGGGGCAGCAGGGGCCUCCCUAUAGACUGACCUGCCCUGUGGAGCUUGUUCAGCCCCUGAGCUCCCCCCGGCUCAAUCUGACCUGGCGGAAGGACUGUCAGCUGCUCCUCGGCCAGGAAGGGAAGCCCUACCUCGAGUUUGCCAGCCUCAGCUUGGAAAACCAAGGGAAUUACACCUGUACACAACAGGGCAACAGCACAUCCUCAUUCACUGUGCGCCUCAUAGUUAAAGAGUCCCAGUGCAGCAAAGCCCCACAGUUUAAACCUGAUGGGGGUGUGACCAGACUCUGGAAGAAUGUGGGAUCCACCGCACAGCUGAACUGCACUGCUCUCCUCCUCCUGGAUCCAAACGAGGGGCAAUGUGACACCACACUGCAGUGGAGUAAAGAUGGCCAACCCCUCACCAAUCACACACUUUACACACAGAAUACCUCCUCAUGGUCUCCUGUUGCUGGCCAGCUGAUGGUAAACAGUCUGCUGGUGGUCACCCUCAGGGAGCAGAGCGAUUUUGGGCUCUACAGCUGCACAGUGAGAAACAUGUCCUCUGAUUUCAGCCUACACAAUUCAGACGGCCCCAGCCACACCGCUGCUGUUAUUGCAGCCAUCAUCCUCCUCCUCUCCCUGGCUAUAGCUGCUGUUGUGUACUCCAGGUGUCACCUGAAUAUCAAACUCUGGUACAGGAACUCCUACGGAGACUAUGAGCUCAAUGAUGGUAAAUUAUAUGAUGCCUAUAUCUCCUAUGUGAACAAUGAUCAUGAUAGGAAGUUUGUCAACUUUAUUCUCAAACCUCACCUGGAGAAUAAAAAUGCGUACAAGGUGCAUCUCAAUGACAACGAAAUCCUACCUGGCUCAGAACCUUCUGCGGAGCUGCUAAUGAACAUGAGUCGCUCUCGCCGGCUCAUCGUGUUGCUCACUUAUGCUUACCUUGAGCAGGACUGGUGCUCCAAUAACUUCAGACAGGGCCUUCAGCACUUGUUGGAGUUAUGUCCGCGUCCCAUCCUCAUCAUGCUGGAGGGUCAGCACAAACGCAUGAGACCUGAGAUCAAGCAGCAGCUCGGCGACCACGAGCACUGCCUCACUAUACUCACCUGGAGGCACAACUCUGUGACUCCCUCCUCAGCCUUCUGGAAGGAGCUGGCCUUAGCGAUGCCCCGCAGAGUCGUCUUCCACAGUGAGUCUGCAGGUGACCCUCAGACCAUGUUGCACGAUGACAAGGACCCCAUGCUGACCCUCAACCCCGACUACCUGGACUGCCGCUCAGACACUGACCCUGCUGGAGAUCUGGGGCUUCGCGUCCCUGUGUACAAGGCUCUGGCCUGUAAAGCUCCCGUCCUCCCUGCCACUCCCAUCACGGCGCCUGAGCCUAAACCCUCGGACAUCGACGUGUCAGACCUGGGAUUACGCAACUACGGAGCCCGGUCAGACUUCUACUGCCUCGUCACUGAGGAGGACAUGUAAGCCACACUUCCCUCACUCCUGCUGCCCACAUGGAGAUUUCUUCAGCGCAGCUUUAUAAGAAUCCAUGUCUAUAUGGAAAAUUCUUGUUUCUUUUCUGUACAGUGUGUUGUUAAAAUCAAAGUGUUACAUUUUUCUGCUUCCACUUACCAAAGACUUCAAUUUUUGUGUUUUUUACUGUUGUCUGAUAUAUUUUAUGAGAAAUUGUACAAGAAAUUCUAUGAAAUAUUUGUGUCAAUCAGGGGAAUAAAUAAUUUACUGUAUGUA